UUAGACAGUGACCGGGAACAAGCGAUGGCUCUUUCUUUCUCUUCUUGUUUCUUUUAUUUCUCCAUUGUCAUCAUUCUUGUUCUAUUCACAGCCAAAGCUGAAAUAAGAAAAAAAAACAAGCAACUUUCCCAACCUGUUCUGUUACUCUCGUCACCUUGACAUGGUAAACGUGACAGACAAGAAGGGUCUGAUCCUUGCAAGGAUUCCAGGAACCUCAGUUCCCCUUGCGCACACCAUUUUUGGCGGGUCCGCAUUCCUUCUUGCCUUAGCUAUCGGAUGCUAUGGCCACUACUACAAGAUUGUUAAGAAUGGCAUUGCCGGAUAUCCAGAUGAAUGGUUUCCAAGUGUAAGUGCCACAACUGGAGAUUGGUACCCUGAGCGUAAUAUUUGUCAGAUCUUUAUUGCUUUGACUUCUGGGCCUCGCCUACUAUUGUGCUACCUUUGGUAUCUUUUAACUGUUCGCAACGUCCCCGCUAAUGGUUCAAAGGGUUUCGCAAAGUUUCUUUUCAUAAACGACUUCAUCAGGACAGUCGCUUGUGGAGGAUGGGUCUAUAUCACAUCUUCAGAUGAUCACGACAUCCAUGACAUUGCCAUGAUCCUUUACCUGCUUUGCACUGUCCCUCAUGUCAUUGGGACUAUCAAGACCGCUCCUCAGAACCCCCAAUCUCUUCGCUACAGAAAAUUCUUUGCCUACAGCUUCUUUGGCGCAUUGAUUCCUAUGGUUCACUUCUUUAUUCAACAUAACGUCCAUCGCAUUCCUGGAGCUUACACCUAUUAUGCUUUCUUUGAAUGGUCGCUGAUUAUCUCGGAUCUCGCCUUUGAUGCUGUAUGCUUGAUUGACUUCCAGACUUUUGAGCUCCGUAUUGUGGAUGUGGGAUUGAAUGGCAAACAAGAAGACAGUGCCAAAGCUCUGAAUGGUCUCAAGACUUAUGGAGGAAACGGAGGCAUUAGUGCAAGCCUCGCAAGCAUCAAGCCUUUCGAAGUCAUUUCCUUUGCCGCCGAUGUCUACUUGGGCUUCGUCUUCUGGUCCAUGUUGACUGCACUUCCCUUGAUGAUCUGGUACUUCCCUUUGUGGCACAUGGGUAUCUCUGGAUAUGAGGCUUUCCUGUUCUGUAACCUCAUCUCUGUAUUGUUGGGAAUUAACUUCCUUCGCCGUGGAAUCGAGCGUGCCAAAGGCUUUGUUCAUUUGCUCUCGUUGAUCGGUGUUCUGUGCUACAAGGUCUCUGACCCUGCUCAUCGAUUGAUGGCUGUCGCUGCUGGCUCCUUAUUGUCUUUGGUCGCCUGGGCCGCCACUCUUUUUGGUCAGCGUCAUCAGAAUGGUCGCGCAGAGCGUGGUGUCUUGACUUUGGCUCUGGGAUUGAUCCUUCACAACGUAGUGAAGAUGGCAUGGUGGGCAAACAACCCUAUCUGGCCAAUCAUGAAUGAGAAUACCGGUGGUCAGAACAUGAUCGGGUUUGCUUUGGGCUUGUUAGCCUCGAUCCAGGUUAUGCUGCGCAAAGAACCCGGCUCGGAUGAACCUAAGACCAUCAAAGGGAACUACGGUGAGAACUGGCUAUUGGCUGCUCUUGGUUCUGGUGGCUACCUCUUCUGUCUUCACUCCAUGUUCACAGACUCGACCACCAUUAGCCGCUGGUCCUUGGGAGGAUACCCUAAUACUGGGCCUCAGCCCGUACCUGGUGGAAUGAUGGUAAUUGCUGCUAUGGCUGCAGGGCUUACUCUUUCAUCUAAACGCCGCUGGGUAACUUCGUUGAUCUGGUGGGCCAUCGGAGCAGCCGGGUUAGCUGUCUUGCACUUCAACGAAGGCGAUAUUGGAUUUGCUGGUGGAAUUGUUUUCACUGUCUACGCCCUUUCACUCUUCCCAUCAAUAGUUCAUUCACUGACUCGCCAGCCCCCAGGUCGCACUUUCUUUGUGGGCAUGCUGGUCUAUAAUAUUCUUGCCCUUGCACAUGUCUGGGUUGUCGCUUACGCGUUUGUCCCUGGUGGUGAAGUUCUGCGAGAGCGCACAGACUAUGUUUUGAUCGCCAUGCAGACCUGUAUCCUACUUGGUGUCUUCAACUCUAACUCUAGUGCCUGGGAUGUUCCCUUAGAGACCCAUGCCCGAUCUCCAUUCUCCGUGGCUCGCUUAUACAGUAAGCUUACAUUAGUAGGUUUGGUUCUGGCUUCGGUCGGCAUCUGCUAUAAGCGUUUGCCAAAGUCUUCGCCUCAGCCCUAUCAUCCUGAACACAAACUGAUCACGGCUGGUAUCUGGACCAUUCAUUUUGCGAUCGACAAUGACAUGUACAACAGUGAGAUCCGUAUGCGUGAUGUCAUUAGAGACUUGGAGCUAGACGUCAUUGGUUUGUUAGAGUCAGAUCUGCAGCGCAUCAUCAUGGGCAAUCGUGACCUGACUCAGUUCUUGGCCGAGGAUCUAAACAUGUACGCGGACUAUGGCCCAGGUCCCACGAAGCACACCUGGGGAUGCUCCAUGCUCUCCAAAUUUCCAAUCAAGCGUUCAUCUCACCAUUUGUUGCCAUCGCCUAAGGGAGAGCUGGCUUGUGCGAUCCACGCUACAUUGGAUGUCUAUGGCAAAGAAGUAGAUGUUAUUGUCUCUCAUAAUGGUCAAGAGGAAGAUUUGCUGGAUCGUCAGCUCCAGACCACGGAAUUGGGUCGUAUCAUGCGUGAAUCCGACAAUCCUUUCCUGUUCUUGGGUUAUGUUGUGACUCGCCCAGGUCAAGGUCAAGAAAUCUAUGAGCUUUUGAUGGAUGGUGGUCAUGUUCACGAUAUUGAGGUCUCCGACUGGGAUCGAUGGUGUCAAUACCUUGCUUUCCGUGGCGUCAAGCGCGUCGGCUACGCUCGCGUCUCCCAUGGAGGGAUUACUGACACAGAAAUCCAAGUCGGCAAGUACACACUGUUGGAGGACCACCCUACCUCAUGGGAUAAGAGCCAGUCGAUUGAGGAGUUCAGGAAAGAGGAAACCUAUGUCAAGAUCCCAGAAGACCAAGUUCCUGAGGGCUUGCGCUUCCCAUCCAUGUUUUAUGGUGCGGGCAUUCGCAAGCACCGUUUCCACGUCUUUGAUCGUCCUUACUACUAUGCAUAAAGCUAUAUUCCUUUCUUUGGAUCGUUGGGUUAGUUAGUUUAUUACCAUUAUAAAAAGCAAAUAUUCAAAAUAUCAUUUAGAAAACAAG
Messenger RNA from Lobosporangium transversale, 3164 nucleotides. RefSeq names its product Frag1/DRAM/Sfk1 family protein. The coding region runs from base 161 to 3076 and encodes 971 amino acids. Gene Ontology annotation, molecular function: catalytic activity. Gene Ontology annotation, biological process: GPI anchor biosynthetic process; fungal-type cell wall organization. The transcript has 6 exons. The record is from RefSeq and is a predicted model, not a curated record. Gene Ontology annotation, cellular component: endoplasmic reticulum. NCBI's taxonomy places the organism in Eukaryota, Fungi, Mortierellomycota, Mortierellomycetes, Mortierellales, Mortierellaceae.